Messenger RNA from Helobdella robusta, 597 nucleotides. RefSeq lists its product as hypothetical. Lineage: Eukaryota; Metazoa; Annelida; Clitellata; Rhynchobdellida; Glossiphoniidae. Gene Ontology annotation, cellular component: nucleus; cytoplasm. The coding region runs from base 1 to 597 and encodes 198 amino acids. Gene Ontology annotation, biological process: mRNA processing. The transcript has 7 exons. Gene Ontology annotation, molecular function: RNA binding. The record is from RefSeq and is a predicted model, not a curated record.
AUGGCCGAUGACGUGGUGUACGUGAGGGGAAAGAGUGGCACGGAUGUCAACCUCUGGGAUGAUACAGCACUAAUUAAUGCUUAUGAUAAGGCCAUCAAUUCUUAUAAGAAAUUGAAUGGUCAUAUUGCCAAAGAAACAAACGAAACAUUACAUAAAGCUAAAAAGAAAAAUAUUCCUGGGUGGAAAGUUGGAAGCAAAUGCAAGGCCCAUUAUUCAGAAGAUGGUUUGUUAUACGAUGCAAUUAUUGUGGCCAUAAAUAAAAACUUGGGCAUGUGCACAGUCAAAUAUUUGUAUUACAACAAUGAAGAAACUAAAAUGUUGUCCGAUCUCGUUAAGAUUGAGAAGUCCAAAAAUUCAAAAGCAGAUAAUUCCACCCGCCAUAAUUCAGAUGAUAAUUCAGACGUAUCUAAUAUAACUUCUGCUUCUUUUAAAAAGUUGUUGCCGAACUGUCCACCGCCUCCAAUGCCUGACAUUUCGACGAUAACCAACGAGAAAGACGCUUUGUACGGAAUGCUCAUAUCCUGGUAUAUGAGUGGCUAUUAUACCGGAUAUUACAAGGCAGGAAUCGUGAAAGCUAUAUUGAAGAAUGCAACUUAA